UGCCUCCCUCUGUAAACAUGUUAGAGGUGUAGCCUCUAGCUGGGAAGUCUGUUGAAUAUUAAUCUUCUCUUGCCUCUGGGUCUCUGGCUUUGUCAGAGAUUCAUACAUAGGUACAGCUGUUUCUGUUGGAAGGUGGUCUGUGUACAAAAAAGUGUGCAAGCAGGGUAAAUUCUGGAAGCAGAGAUUGUGACUUGGAUCUCUGUUGGUCUGGUCAUCAGUUCUCUUUAUGACUAAGAGCUGAACUGUGAUUUGGGACUGACUUGAGUCCACUUGUCGGUCUAAUCUGUACAUAAAUGUCUUCACUCCUGGCCAGUUCUGAAGUGCUGCCACUGCCAUGCAUAGAAUAACAUCCAUUGGGGCACCUAUUCUAGGGGAACUGCAUGAUAGCAAUCAACAGGUAUGGGUUCUUCAAGGUCAGAACCUCAUCUCAGUGCCAAGGAGGCAUGGUGUGACCCCAGCUAUUAUUGCCUUAGCUCCAUGCAAACAUCCAGAGACUCUUGAGAUAAACAGAGGGAAUCCCAUCUACCUGGGGCUGAAGAAGCCAGAACUCUGCCUCUUCUGCACACUGAUCAGUGGGCAGCCCACACUGCAGUAUAAGGAGCAGAAUGUACUGAAUCUAUAUAACCAAUCAGAGCCGGUGAAACCCUUUCUCUUCUACCACAACCAGAAUGGCAGGAUGUCCACCUUUGAGUCUGUGGCCUUUCCAGGCUGGUUCAUCGCAGGAUGCUCUGAAGGAGGUUGUCCUCUCAUAAUUACACAAGAACUGGGGAAAGCCCACAUCACUGAUUUUGGGAUCACUGUAUUGAAUUAGGGUCAGUCUGGAGACAGACUCUAGGCAG
Messenger RNA from Erinaceus europaeus (western European hedgehog), 839 nucleotides. RefSeq names its product interleukin-36 alpha. Lineage: Eukaryota; Metazoa; Chordata; Mammalia; Eulipotyphla; Erinaceidae. The coding region runs from base 335 to 811 and encodes 158 amino acids. The record is from RefSeq and is a predicted model, not a curated record. The transcript is spliced from 4 exons. Gene Ontology annotation, biological process: cytokine-mediated signaling pathway; positive regulation of gene expression; cellular response to lipopolysaccharide. Gene Ontology annotation, molecular function: interleukin-1 receptor binding; cytokine activity.